GAGCGCGCGAGAUGAUACGCGCGGAGGGCGCCUCCCGUCACAGGCGGGAAAGAGGGCCGCUUCUGAGAAUUCGGAAAAGACCAAUCGCAGGCACUGGAAUUAAAAACAACACCACAGAAAUCAUGGAAAUAAGUCUGUGUCAGUGAGUGAUUGUGGACUGCACAUCAAGUUAUUGUAAAUUGUAUGAAGAUGUCACAUCUCGCUGAGUCAUCUACUCUGAAGAAUUUGAGGCAUUCACCUGAACUCUUAACAUUGCACUUGGAUACAGUUGAAAAGUGUUAACGUUUUCUGCCAAAUAGACCUUUCUCCCUCGUCACUGUGCCACGAUUAUCUCAAAACCUCGGUUAAUCAAAGUUUACUCGAGUGUACUUUCUGCAAAUGCUUAUAGUGCCUGUCUUUCAAGAAUGAGACUCGCUUGCUCAGGACACUUUAUUAUGUCAAAAUAAACCAUCUGGCUGUACAACUGUUUCUAAUUACUUCCCUGCCUAGACUGUAAACUUUGGGGUUUGGCACCAGUUUUUCCUUCCAGGAUGCUGCCCAAAUCCAGCUUCCAGGCAGCUAAUCAAAGGCACUUGGUGGAGCACAGGGGGAAGGAGCCGGUUUUGGCCAGCUGGAAACUCUGCGAGCCUCCUGGGUCUGUCUGUAUUUCGGACUUUCCUGCUGAACUCCUCAUUUGCUGCUGCCUUGGGAUCUGACCAUGUACACACAGGGAGUCCUCAGCAUGGUGCUGCUUCUGUCGACAUCCCCACUGUUCAUUCUACUGCCUGAGAUUCCACAAAGUUUCUCGCUGUCCCUACGCAAUGGUUUGGGAAACAACUCAUCUUGCAGACUGUCCCAGUCCGAGUCAGAGCGCAGAUGUCGAAUCUCGGGUGGAAAACUGUGCAGUGGCAGAGGCCAGUGCAACUGUGGCAUCUGCAUCUGCCAAGUGACGGAGCCAGGCAAAUACUAUGGCCCACUGUGUGAAUGUCAUGAGUGGGUCUGUGAAGCAUACGAUGGAGAGAUGUGUGCAGGCCAUGGUACGUGUGACUGUGGGAAGUGCAGAUGUGAUGAAGGCUGGUAUGGUGAUGCUUGCCAGUAUCCAAAGACCUGCAACCUUACGCGGAAGAAAAGUAAUGAAAUGUGCAGAAAUUCUCAAGAUAUCAUCUGUUCCAAUUCAGGAACUUGUCAUUGUGGCCGAUGUAAAUGUGAUGACGUAGAAGGCAAUGGGCUGAUCCAUGGUAAAUAUUGUGAGUGCGAUGACAGAGAGUGCAUUGAUGAAGAAACAGGAGAGAUGUGUACAGGCCAUGGCAAGUGUUACUGUGGAAACUGUUACUGUGAAGCUGGUUGGCAUGGCGAUAAAUGUGAACUCCAGUGUGACAUCACGCCAUGGGAGAUCAAGAAAAGGUGCACCUCCCCAGAUGGCAAAAUCUGCAGCAACAGAGGAACCUGUGUGUGCGGUGAAUGUACAUGUCAUGAUGUUGACCCAACAGGAGAUUGGGGAGAUAUUCAUGGAGACACCUGUGAGUGUGAUGAAAGAAACUGCAAAGCACUCUAUGACAGAUACUCAGAUGAUUUCUGUUCAGGUCAUGGACAGUGUAACUGUGGAAGAUGUGACUGUAAGCCAGGUUGGACAGGGAAGAAGUGCGAGCAUCCACUUUCUUGUCCCAUGUCAGCUGAAGAGAGUAUUAGGAAAUGCCAAGGAAGCUCAUCUUUACCUUGCUCUGGAAGAGGCAAAUGUGAAUGUGGCCAGUGCACCUGUUUCCCUCCAGGAGAAUCCAAAAUAUAUGGCAAAAUCUGCGAAUGUGAUGAUCGACAGUGUGAAGACAUAGAUGGCAACGUUUGUAGUGGGCAUGGGAUCUGCUCCUGCGGCCGAUGCAUUUGUCAGAAUGGGUGGUUCGGGAAGUUGUGUCAGCACCCAAGGAAGUGCAAUAUGACUGAAAAUGAGAGCAGAAGUUUUUGUGAGUCAGCGGAUGGCAUAUUGUGCUCAGGAAAGGGUUCUUGCCACUGUGGAAAGUGCAUCUGUUCACCACAGGAAUGGUACAUUACAGGGGAAUUCUGUGAAUGCGAUGAUAGAGACUGUGACAAACAUGAUGGCCUCAUUUGCACAGGAAAUGGUAUAUGUAGCUGUGGAAAUUGUGAGUGCUGGGAAGGUUGGACUGGAAAUGCUUGCGAAAUCUGGCUUGGGAUAGAAUACCCCUAACACCGCCACGGAACACUGAAGAUCAAAGGAUUUCUGGUGUGGUGUUCUGGUUGGAUUUGCAGGCUGUUUUUUUAAAACUGGGCUGCUAGAAUAUUUACAUGCAAGGCAAACAUUAAAAGAGACGCAUAAACGCACACACCCACCACUGGAAAUAAUUCAGAACACCAGAACAUUUAUUCAACAAAUAAAAUAAAAGCAAAACACUUAUCUGUUGAUCUGCUAUCCAUGUAAACAUUGGGAGCAGGAUGAGAACAUCCACUGUUACAAAUAAUAUGGCAUAACCUGAAAGAGUGUCACAAUUAAUAUUUGCUGGAAAUUGCACAAACACUUGUAUAAGGUGCCUGGAUUAUUGAAUUUAAGCUUCAUUGUACAGUGAUAACCAUAUUAGUAUGAAAAAUAUCUUCCUGGUUGAAGAGUAAAUGAAAAGUCUGAAGGGAAAGAUGAAUGGCCCCUUUGAUCCUCAUAAUCCUACUCGCUCAUUUGCAUUUUCUGCUCAACACUUAGCUAGCUCUGCAGACAUCUCUUCUGCCUUGUUAACCCAUCACUUUCAAUUUCUAGUUAACUCUCUGUAAGAAAAGGUAUGUAUGGAAGACUCUCCCACCAUGCACAAAAGUCUCUCCUGUUUUUUCCUCAUAUUUUAGAAUUGUGACUGAGCUGGGAAACCUAUUUACCUUCUUUUGUGUCUUAAUUUUUUAAAAAAAUACGUCUAAAAAUGGUUUCCAUCACAGUGGUCUUCAAUACAGUGUUUCAAUGCUGUUCUCCUCAGUGCUGUUUUCUUUCUCCUUGGCCAGCCUUUUUGAUUUGGUCCUACAGGAUGCGAUGCGAUUUAGCCAGUCAAGCUUUUGAUUGAUAAUCUGAUAUGAUAAUAAUGAGGAACCUUUGUAGACAAAACUUACCUGGACUAAAUGGCAAUAUAGUUGUUUGAACUCAAGUCCUGUUGACGUGAAGAUGGAGGAGGAGGAAGAUGCUGGCAAGGAACAGCAACACCGAUGGUACCAAAGAACAGCAAGGACAACAAGUGGCAUCUAAUAGUUGUGAAAUGAUGGAAAUAUUUGGUAAGAUUAAUAUCUUUCAGAAAUGUGUUUAGUGCCAUCAAGUGCAUUACGUGCAAGUAGGUUUUCAAAAUAGAGGAUACUGAUUGCAGCCCUAGAAGGAAAUAUGCCUGGAUGAAUGAUUUGUAAGGGCUCCUAGUCUGGGCUAUCGGAAUUUCUUUUCAGGCAAACAGAAAUGAAGUAGCAAUAGUAAUUCUACAGUUCAUUAAUAUGUACAUUGGUCUGGCCAAUUCUCUCUUCUCCAGUCUAUCGGAGAUCCAAGAAGAAAAUAAUGGCGUUGCCCAGAGAAAACUGAUUGAUCUCAUGUAAGCAAGUUGUUGCAUAAAAGGAUUUCUACAUGGAAACCCAUGCUGCCAAGAACAAUUUCAAAGCUAUCUCUGCAAGGUCACCCGGCCCAGUUUCCCCCAAGGCAUAUACUGUACAGCUUUAAACCUAGUCAUUUUUGUUUGCCAUAUACUACAACCAAUGGAAAAUUUCAAGAUAUUGUGCAAAGCUGACAUAUAAUUGAGUUAUCUAUGUCUGCUCUUCAGAGAGGAAAACUGCUUGGAAGAACAACUAAUUGUGGAGGGGGAAAGCUGAGCUGGAAACUAUCUUAACGCCAUGUUAUCUGAGCAUAUACGUGGCUAGCAAUACACUUAUGAAUCACUGCCAAUUACCUUAUAUAACUGAUUAUUUUCCAGCUCAAAUAACAAGAUAAUCAGUGCCAUUAUAAUCCAUGCUUCUAGUUGUUUUCAACUAGCUUUCCUUCGCUGUAAUUGGAAAUAACUAUGACAAAGUAUUUCCAGGAUGUUCAAAAUUCUGCUAAAGUUUCUGAAGAGAUUAUGGGUCUUACUUGACCAUAUCCUAUAAUAAGGAGUUUCAUAUCUGUUACACUGAUAUGGUAUUUUUAACAAAAUAAGCUGCGUCUAUUGUGGAUCCACUUCAAUAUGUAAAAAUGUACAUGAGUAGUCAUUAUGAAUACAAGAAUACAGCAUGUUUCUCAUGUGAAAUUUUAUUACUUUGCAACUGUCAUCUCAUACAGAUCUGGCCUGCCCUAUGCUUCAUCACCCUGUUGCUUUCACAAUCUCAGCGGGCAAUGAAAAUCAGUUUAUUCAGCUCCUGUGGUCUUGCCAAAAGUGUCUGGUAUGCUCCAUUUGGCUUGACAGGUCUUAAUGUCUGCAUCUGUGGCAUAGCCUUGUUUUACAAUGACUAAAUAUAAACAGUUUUUCAUUUUAGCUUGCAUGUACUGAUAAUCUUACCUUAAGACCUUUGUCUUAAGGUAAGAUUGACUCUCCUUUGUCUUUCAUGAAAAGGCAUACGGAUUAUAUUAAGGAUGCCUAUUACAUAUAUCUGACCGAAAUCAUGUUUUAGCACAGAUAAUGACAUUGUUCUAGACAGUAUUCACUGAAUUGUGCCAUUUUGCAAAUGGGGUGGGGAGGCAUGAAAGUGAAGGGUCACCAGGCAGAAGAUCUGUUCAUCCAGGGGACCCUCUUCAAGGCCUUCUGGUGGCAGCCUCUGUUAUGUUUACCUCAUGGUUACUCACUGAACCAAGUGAGGAUAAAUACUCUAGUAAUGAACAACUGAGUCUAAUAGCCAUUCUAAUUUCCCACAAAGUCCAGAUAAGUGGGGCUAGUCUUGCUUCAAAUGCUUUGGCAACCUAUUUUAUCUUCGUUCAGGUGCCAAGAGUGAUGAUACAGUAUAUCAGGGGCACUGUGGAAGAUUCAAAUGAUAGGUAGAUCCAGUUAGCCAGCAUUACACCAGGGAGGGAUGAAGUCUUAAAGAGGGAUUCACAACAGAUCUCUGGAGACCCAGUUGAGGAUCUGGGUCCCUACAAGCUGACUAAGGAUGCCAGGUGUUUACAACAGCUCUGAAGUCAUCUGUACAUAGCAAGUGACAGUAGACCCAUUUGAAUCAAUGGAACCUAGGGCAGAGUUGACUCACUAAAUCCACACUGAUUCUAAUACAUUUUACAGCCCUAUGCAACAAGAUUUGGGCCAUUGGUCAGACACUUUGCCUGCUUUAUUGCCAUCCAUGACCAUCAGCAGCACUUAGGCAGGAUGUUCUUCUAACCCUACCUGGAUAUUAUGCUAUUACUUGUUGGUCUCCCAUCUUCUGAAAGCAGAUGUAACUAGUGUGGGAUGGUAGAAGACUUGUAUGCAGCCAAUGAUGAUGCCGGAAAUUGAGAUAAUGGGUUUAGAACAGUAAGUGCAAAUAGUUCAGUCUUAGGAACAAUAUAAGCAAUGCUUAUAUUAUUUUCAAAGGUGAAGCACUUGUUCAGUGUGGUGUUCACACGAAUUAUAUAUAUUAGAAUGCACAUCUCUUUGGCAGUUUCCUGUUUUAUUUGCACAGGAUUACUUUGCAUACAUGGAGAUUUGGCAGCCCUUUACUUUGGAGAAAAAAAUUAAUUCAUUUUAUUUUUUUAAAAUGCUUAUAUUUUGUGUGAAAGGAGGGUGAAAGCUAAUUACUUAAAUGUUAGAGAAAGCACUGUAUUCAAAUGUAACAUUUAAUAUAUGAUAUAUAUGUAGAUAUAUAUUUUGCAAAACUCAGAGGCCCAUAUUCUGCUUUUGGAUGCAGGUAUGAAGAGACCUGUUGCAAAAGAUACAUUCUUAAUUUCUCUAGAAGCCAGCUUUUUUCUUCGCCUUAGAAAAAUCAUCUGCUAUCUAAACAGGAAAAUGCUGCUGUGAAGAAAUCGCUGUUGUGCAAAACUGCCAUUGGUAGUCCUCAUUCCUUGGAUAUUUAAAGCCCUCCCAUUCUAGCAGAUCUCUUGUCCCUUCAAACCAUAAUACAGACGUCUUUUCAGAGCGUAUAUUUACAAGGACACAGUGGAACAGUGAUCUCUACAUACUGGUGCACAAUUAUUAACAGGAGUUAUAUGCAUGCAUAACCAUUCCUCAAAGAUGCUCUCUGUCCUCUUUCUCCCAUGUUUUGCACUUCCAAAAAAUUAUUGAUUACAGUAUUAUUAAAGGGUUUGCAGUGAGACGGUCAUUCAAAAUUCUGAUUGCUGGUGUUUUGUAUAUUACACAUAAAUGACUUUAAACUCACAGACACACAUAUACACAUUUCCAAUAUGCGGAUGUAUCAAAGACCACCAGUGAAACAGUCAUCUAAGCAUUUGUUGGCUUUAUUUAUACACAUGGUAUAAGAUGGGGUUUUUGUAUCCUGACGCAUAUGUUAUCAGUGGAGUAAGAGUGCUGCUUCCCCAUGUCUGGGUCUAAGCCACAAAUGAUAGGAUUGCGUGGGAAAAUCAGUAAGUGUGAUAAUUUGCUGCAUCAACACUAUAUUUUUUCUAUGGCCAGGUGAAUUAAAAGAGAUAAAAGUGAUCAUUCCUGAUUAAUAACCAAGAGGUAUAUUGCACAAAAUUUAAUAUUGGACAGUGAUUUCUGAUUCUUCUCUUUAACAUGAACAGAAAAGUUAUCUGUUGUACUUAGAAAAAUGAUCUUCCUGACUGAGGGAAUUUGGUAACUCUGGUUCAAAAAAGAAAUUUUUCUGAGCUCUGAAAAGGAAAUUCUGCCUGCAGCAAUGCUGGGUCACGAUGUGUCUGCACAGAGAUCCAUGAGGGCAUCACAGAAGUCUUUCUUGCUUUCUUUGUAUUAGUGCAUUGCACAAAUUAAAAUUAUGGGUGUAUCUGAACAUCUAUCUACACUGCAGCCUUUGUAUUUAUAUCAAGUGUGCAUGAGAGCAAGUGCACCCACACUGGAGGCUAUAAAAUGCCGAGUUAGGAAAUGUUUUUUAUUGUCUUGAGUGCAGGUUAAAUUGUCACCUCUCAGAUAUUGUUAAGUGCUGUCAAGUCAGAUUCAACUUAUAGUGA
Messenger RNA from Pogona vitticeps (central bearded dragon), 7018 nucleotides. Lineage: Eukaryota; Metazoa; Chordata; Lepidosauria; Squamata; Agamidae. The record is from RefSeq and is a predicted model, not a curated record.